AUAUUCUCAUGUCAAACCACCUGACACAGCAUAGGACUCUGGCCUUACAACACCGUGAAAUGUUGCCGGGUUCCUCGUGCAAUCACUGCCAUCCCAUGGCUGCCUCGAGUCACGAGUGUCUGUCCCUGUCCCGUCCAUGGGUUGCCAGUGGCAUGCUGGUGAUGAUUUUCAUCGAACUUCCCUCGCUGCUAGGCUUCGAUAGCGGCGGGGGUAUACAGCCGGCGUAGGUCGGCACGUCCGCCCCUCCCCAAACUAGCCUCGGCACAUGCUCGGAAGCAACAAGCCUACGCGUCGAGCAAUCCCUGGCCGUUACCAAGGAUGGUGAUUCAGAAGCCGAUGUCUCCAUGGCGGCCCCGCGGCGGACACCUCGGCAUGAUCGCGAUCGGGCGCCGCGAGUUGCUGGUGGUCCGGCAAUCACGGCGGGUACAGCAGCGACGAGAGUACUACAGACUAGCGACUCGCUGGAAUCGACUGACAGUUUCCCGCAGAGCCUUGACUCGAAUCAGACGGACAUCUCUCAAAACGCCGUGAUGGCGGAGGAGAGAUUCGGGCGAUCCCUGCGGUUGUUGAGGCGAGGCGGAGUUGAGGUGUGGCAAGGGGUGUUGGCGGUGCGUGGCGGGGCAGCUGUGCGUCUUCUAGAUCGCUGUCAGGCCCCUCGCCACAUGGGUUGCCGCCGCGGCGCUGGAGCAGGCGGCGGCAGAGGGAGGCUCCGCGAGUCCACCCAUAGCAGGCUCCAUAUUCACUGCGCUGCCUCCCGCAGCAGCAGCAGCUGCCCCGGGUGCGGAUGAUUCUGGUAGUGCUGCCGCUGCUGCUGGCGCCGGCGCCGGCGCUGCCGCUGGCGGUAGCGUGCGGGGCGGAGUGGGUGGGUUCCGCAAGACUCUGGUGGUGCAGCUCGUGGGGCCGGCGCUGGUUGCGGCGGACGUGGUGGCGAAGGGGGGCGAUGUGACGCGAUGGCGCAUCACGUACCGCGUGUGGGACAUGUGGAGGUACAGGUGACGUACAGGUGACGUGCAGGUGAGGCGUUAACACUUGUUGGGGCAUGGACGUUCACUAGCGAGUGAAAGGGCCUUCGUUGGUGCGUAUGAGCCAAGGACUUACCGCGUGUGGGACGCGGGGAGGUACAGGUGAGGCGUCUUGGGGACGCAGGGGGGAUGCGCUGGGGGAAGCAACGCUAGUAUAUGCAUUGAAAUCCAAGUGGUUCCACUCCUUCCCGUGUGUGUGUGUGUGCCCCAUCCCCCCCCCGCUACCUACCUUUUGAGUGUGCCCCCCCCAUCCCGUAUGUGCCCCCACGGGGAUGUAUGGAUGGGGCCUGACGCCUGACUGACUUAGUAGUCAUUUCUUCCCGUGUCUGCCCCAUCCCCCCCCCCCUCUACGGUGCCUGCCCCCCAGGAGUGGAGCAGAGUGGUUGAUGGUGCAGUUGGAGUGGUUGUCGACAGUUUUCUGAGUUGACUCAAAGCGAUUCCAUUCCUUCCCGUCUGUGUGUGCCAAAACCCUCCACCCCUCUUCCCCCCCACCCACCCCUCCUCGCAUGCCCCCUGCUUGCCCCCCAUUUGGGAGGGGAGCAGAGUGGUGGUGCAGUCUGUCGGAGUGUGACAGCAUUCAGAGUCCACUCAAAGCGAUUCCUUUCCUUCCCAUCUGAGUGUGCAUGCCCCCCGCAUGCCCCCCACAUGCCCCCCAUUUGGGAAUGGAGCAGGGUAGUGAUGCAGUCGGACUGUGACGAUCUUGACUUUGCGAGCAAUCACUUGCAGCGAGUCCAGCGCACGAGGGGCUCCCACGUCAUGGCGGAGUGGGACCUAUGUGUGGAGCCGCAGCAGCAGCAGCAGCAGCAGCAGCAGCAAGAGCAAGAGCAGCAAGAGCAGCAGCAGCAGCAGCAGCAGCAGUCAUCGCCAGUCCCAGCCUCGCCCUCAGCCUCGGUCCUUGCACACAAAUCCUCUGCAACCCAACCUCAUGGCGAAUUCCCUUGGGACGCGAUCGACAGCCUGGAUUCACCCUGUGAUGAUUCAAUCCUGGUCGCUGGCUACUGGACGAGCAAACGCAAGAGUACACGUGGCAGCUGUACCCGUGCACGCACCCGCUGCCUCCUCCCACGAACUGGCUCUCCGCCUCGGCUCCAGAGGCAUCUCGGAGAUUAAAUUUGCGAGCGACCUGCACGUGCGCACCCUGUUCCUCCACCUCUUCUUCCUGCUCACCGGACAGGCGGGUGCGAAGACCGGAGAGCAAAGAUCGACUGCCAAGAGAUAUUUGGAGAUAGUACCCGUGAGCAGCAGUGCAAAGGAGUCGGUUUGAUUUGAGCUAGGAAAGAAAUAGUGUCCAACUAAGGGCGCCCUGUUCCACCACCUCUUCUUCCUGCUCGCCGGACAGCCGAGUGCAAAGUCCGCCCUCAAGAGAUUAUUUUUGAGUCGUCUCAAAGAUCAAGUUCGCCAACAAGAGAGCGUUGGACAUAGUGCGAACAAGCUGAGCAGCAGUGCAUAGACGUGACUUUUGAUUCGACAGAAGUCACCUUAUCGGACGGGCGCGUGAGUGCAAUGACAUACCGCCAAGCAGGCCCGACGAUAUCAGGAUUUUUACGCUUUUUUUCAGGGUGUUUGCUUGUACCUGUUCAAAUUAUAUAAGUUAUAAUUUAAUAUAGGUUUGCCGACGACUGCCUCAUGAGGGCCCUCCCCACCGCCGAGGGGAAUGGACAUGCCGCCGAGAGGGCGGGGGCCGCUGCACCAGCCUCUGACGUUCAAGCCGCCACUGCCGCCGCUGUUGCCGCGGGCCGGGCGCCGCCACACGCCGCCGCCGCCGCCGCUGUCGUCACUGUCGCUGCUGCCGCCAUAGCCAUCCCGCGGGCCGUGGGAUCUGCCCACUUCCGGAGUCGUUUCGGUUCCUGCUGGGAAUGGGGGUG
Messenger RNA from Closterium sp. NIES-67, 2887 nucleotides. The record is from the annotation of a GenBank genome assembly. NCBI's taxonomy places the organism in Eukaryota, Viridiplantae, Streptophyta, Zygnematophyceae, Desmidiales, Closteriaceae.